CACUUCCGGGCUGGCAGCGAGACAACCCCCAACAACCCCCCGCCUUCCCCGGUGUCUCUCACUCAGUCUCAGCCUUCUCCCUACCCCGGUUCUCGGUAACUAUAGUCGGCUCUUACAAGACGACUCACCGGCCCAUUUCAAGGACUACCCAAGGGGAUAUAGCGUGUCGGUGUCUGUGGUCGUUCGUUCCCCGCGGAACUCACCGGGUGGCCUGAGUUGCUUUUUUUUCGUGCCUUUUUUCCCCGUGAAUGUCCGAUCGGUGCGGGAGGAAAGUUGUCCCGCGGUCCCGUUUGAGUGCCGCCCCAGCGCGCGCCGUGAACGGAGGAAGAGCUCGCGAUGGAUGCGCUGAUGCACGCGGUGCUGUUCGGAUUUUUAACGUUCGGUGUGUGUUCGGCCCGGAAGGUGUCCGUCCCCAGCGGUCCUAUGAUUCGGGUGGAGGGCCAGCCCGUCGCCAUCAGGUGCAACGUCAGCGAGUAUGAGGGACCCAGAGAGCAGGACUUUGAGUGGAAGAUGAAACGUGUCGCCGGCCGGGCGUCCAUCAACGUGGUCUCCACCUUCGACCAACGGUACACCGACGCCGCCCUGAGCGCGCGCGUUGCCGCGGGCGACGUGGCCGUAGUGCGGCUGGGCGACAGCGAGGUGGAGCUCCGCAUCGGGGAGGCCCGCCCCGCCGACGGCUGGGGGGUCGGGGUGGUCUACUCCUGCCACACCCCCAGCACGGACUCUGUGAUCCGGGGCAGCUACCUGGCCGACGUCGAGCUCACCGUCAUCCCGGACACCCUCACGGUCUCCCCCACGCCGGUCGCCGCGGUGACCCCCGAGGGCGGCGACAUCACCCUCUCCUGCACCGUCACACGCCGGCUCCUGCACCCCACCUUCCUCUCCGUCACCUGGUCACUGAGGAAGGCCUCCGCCUCCUCCUCGGCCCCCCCCGAGCUGGUCCUCUCGCUGGGGCCCCUGGGCGCCGUGACGACGGGGCCCGGCUACGCCCAGCGGUACGCCACGGGGGGGCUGCGGCUGGCCCCGGGCCGCGACGGGCUGUUCAGCCUGGUGCUGAGCAGGGUGACGGCGGCGGGCGACCAGGGCGCGUACGUCUGCACGGGACGGCAGUGGACGUACGAGGAGGGCGUGGCCCGCAGCGUGGUGGAGCGGCACGGCGAGAUGGGCCAGGUGACGGUCACGCCCACUGGCCAGUCCCUUAACGUCACUGCCUCCUCCUCCUCCGCCGGGGGGCCCGUCUCCUUGGGGGCCACCCUGGGUCUGCUCUGCACCGUCGCUGCAGACAACCUGGCCCUCCUGGCCCUGGGGGUCACCUGGCUCCGGGACGGACGCCACGUCAUCGCCGGCAUGGACCGCAACGGCGUCGUCCUGCCUGCCGCCGCCAUCGCGGCCUCAAACGGGUCCUCAGGCGGCGGGGCGGAGGUGGGCCUGGAACGGACGGGGGAGGGGCAGUACCGGCUGUCACUGAGGGGCGCCGCCGCCCGGGACUCGGGGGCGUACACGUGCCGCGUGAGGGCGUCGGUGGGCGGGGACAGCGGGCGGUGGUACCAGGUGGCGGAGAGGACGUCGGCACCGGUGGUGGUGAAGGUGGCGCAGAUCAAGCCCACCCUCUCUCUGGCCCUCUCUGCGGUGCGGGACCCCCAGGCCACGUCCGACCCCCUGGAGCUGGUGUGUCACGUGACCAACAUCGCCCACCUCCCCCCGGCGGGCCGGCUGGGGGUCACCUGGAAGCACACCCCGACCCCCGGAACCGAUGUACUACCCGCCCGCACCAUUGGCUCCCUGGAUCACCACGGCAACCUGAUACCCGGGCCGGGCGACGCCGAUAGGUUGGCCGCUGGCGUGAUGUCACUGAGGAGGGUGGAGCCGGACACCUUCAAGCUGAUCCUGCUGAGGGCUCAGGAGGUGGACAUGGGGCAGUACGUGUGCAACGUCUCUGCCUGGCUCCCGGACCGCCAGGGGGGCGUGGCCAAGCUGGCCGAGUACCUCAGCGCCCCACUCAGCGUGAGCUGGACCCCCAAACGUCCCUCUAUGGGCGUGGUCGCCGAGCGGCAGCGGGAGGCCUCGGGGGGCGGAGCCACCUUCGAGAUGAGCUGCACCGUGGCCCCCAAGAACCUGCCGGGGGCGGGCUUCUCUGUGCUCGUCCAAUCACAGGAGAGCAUCGAGGGCGCGGUCAGGACCAUCAUGAACCUCAGCCCCGACAACGUGCUGCAUUACGGGGGGGCCACGGACCCCCAGAGGAGGGACAGCCUGAUGCUGACCAAGUCGGGCCCUCUGGAGUUCCGCUUCCGUCUGGCCGGGGUGCAGCUCGCCGACCGCGGCUUCUACUGGUGCGACGUCCACGCGUUGACCAAGCCGGCGGACGGUGGGGCGGGGGGGACGUGGACCGAGGCCGCCAGCGCAGAGUCCAACAAGGUCCGCAUCGACUUCCAGGAGAACGGGCCGUCAUUCGCCGUGGCCAUCCAAUCAGACCGCAGCAGUGUGUUCCCCUGGGAGACGGCCAAGAUGGAGUGUGCUCUCAGCGUCUCGGGGUCCGCCCCCAAGAGUGACGACGUGGCCUACGAGGUGAGCUGGUUCUUCUCCCGUCUGCGUGGCGGCUCCGCCCCCGCCCUGCUGGCGGCGGUGGACCGCUACGGCGUGGUGCGGGGCGGGGCCGGCGGCCGCAACACCUCCAGCGACGUGUCGGUGGAGCGCCGUGACGCCAACACCUUCCUCCUCAGAGUGCACGGCACGCAGGACAGCGACAGCGGGGAGUACCACUGCAGUGCCACGCCCUGGUACCUGUCGGCCUCCACGGGCGCCUGGACCCAGGCCCAGGAGCUCACCUCGCCGGCAGUCUUCCUCACCGUGCGGUUCGCAGUCUGGGAGUCGCUGAAACUGCCGCUGCUCUACGGAUCCAUGGCCUCACUAGGCGUGGGUAUCUUCUCCCUGGUCCUGGGCCUGCUGUGCGCCCACUGCUGCUGCAGGAACACCCUCCACACCCCCCGCUCCCGCAACAAGCUCAUGGACCUGGAGAUGGAUUGACACACGCUCACCCCCCCCGCACUGCCCCCGUUAGCCCGCCACCACCACAACGCCGCCCAGCAGAACCACCAGCACCGUCCAGUGAGGGUCUACAGCACCCUGCCCAGGAACACGCUGCCCAAGAGCCGACCCCAGGCCAGGCAAGCACUGGCGGACGACUUCUGGGACAGCCACUCGUUCCCCCUGGACGGACGCUGGGAGUGACCGCCGCAUUUCGGAGUUUGGAGGAGGAUAGUUUUUUCCGAAUGCUUUCUGUUUUAUUUUUUCUACUUUCGGGGAAAACCGAUUUGUUUUUUAAGGAUUUUCACGGGAAUAUCACUCCCGUUCUCCGAAGUUUUCCUCUGAGGAUUUUUUUUUGUAUUAUUAUUUUUUUUUUGUAUUUUUUUAAGGGAGAAUCAGUCCCUAUUCCGGUCGUCCCGGUCCUCCUCCAAAUUGAAAAAACACGGUUCCAGUUGUGGCUAUGGUGCUUUUUUUUAAAACCAGAUGUGGUGGACAUCUUUGCGCUGGGGGCAGCGUGCGGGGGGG
Gadus chalcogrammus (walleye pollock) is the source of this 3549-nucleotide messenger RNA. It is a transcript of the gene ptgfrnb, whose product is annotated as prostaglandin F2 receptor inhibitor b. Lineage: Eukaryota; Metazoa; Chordata; Actinopteri; Gadiformes; Gadidae. The record is from RefSeq and is a predicted model, not a curated record.